This is a messenger RNA of Megachile rotundata (alfalfa leafcutting bee), 2124 nucleotides long. Its product is annotated as ectonucleoside triphosphate diphosphohydrolase 5. The record is from RefSeq and is a predicted model, not a curated record. Gene Ontology annotation, molecular function: hydrolase activity. NCBI's taxonomy places the organism in Eukaryota, Metazoa, Arthropoda, Insecta, Hymenoptera, Megachilidae.
AAUUUAAAAAUUUGUCUUGAUUAUAAAAUGUUAAUUUAAUUUAAUUACGAGUGGUUUUGACGCACCAGUUUUAAAAGCUUCGCGGUUCACGUGAUGCGUGAUGCUUUUAUUUACCUCUCAAGUACUUUGCGUAAAAAAAACUAAAACUGCCGUUGUUGCUUGUAUUACCACUUGUAUUGCAUUUUAAAUGCAAUAUAUUCCAUGCUGGACAGAAGUAUUGGCACAGGCCACAUUUUAGCAUGGAAUUGCUUACAAAUUUGGAAAAAAAUAUCUUAUUUCAUUUAACCUUUAUACUCAUUAAAAAUAAUUGAAAUACUAACAUAUAAUUACGUUUCCAGUUAAGAACAGAAAAUGAAGAUACUUUUGAAACAAAACCAAAACCACGUUCUAAGAAAGGACAUCCAGGUAGAAGAUAUUUUAUGGUUGUGGCUUUGUUGGGAAUUCUCUUCCUGGGAUACAUUGCGAUAGCAUAUGACUUGAAGCCAGUACGUCUUGGUAGCAAAGCAAUUGAUACAUUGGCAUUCUCUUUCAAUUUGCAAAAACCAUUUUAUGUAGUGGUAAUUGAUGCAGGCUCCACUGGUAGUCGAGCCUUGGCCUUUAGUUUUCAUGAAUCAAUUUUGGGUGGUAAUUUAAUUUUAGACAGUGAAUUGUACACAGAAACAAAGCCUGGAGUCAGUGCUUAUGCAGACAAGCCUAAAGAUGCUGCUAAAUCACUUAUUGUAUUGCUUGAUAAGGUCAGAGAAGUUAUCCCUCAACCUGAAUGGCAGCAUACACCUCUCACAAUGAGAGCUACUGCUGGUUUGAGACUUCUUCCAGGACAUAAAGCUCAAGAGAUACUUCAAGAAUGUAGGAAACUAUUUGAAGACAGUGGUUUUCAGGUUUCCAAAAAUUCAAUUUCUAUAAUGGAAGGAACAGACGAGGGUAUCUUCUCAUGGUUCACUGUCAAUUUCCUAUUAGAAAGAUUUAAUACGCACAGUCCUGGCAGCACGGUUGCUGCAUUGGAUCUUGGUGGAGGUUCAACACAAGUGACUUUUUCACCUGAUGCCAAACAGGAAAAGAAACUGGACGGACAUGUAUACUCUGUUAAUAUCUUCAAUCAUAACAUGAGUGUUUAUACGCACAGUUAUUUGGGUAUGGGUCUUAUGGCUGCCAGAAAAGAGAUACUAACUCAUGGAAUGAAUUUGGAGAAUGCAAAUCCAAAAACUGUGAUAGAAGUACGGUCAGAAUGCAUAAAUCCCAUAGUGUCCACUAAAUGGAACUAUGGAGGACUUAAUUAUCUUAUUAAAGGGCCUGUUAAUGGUACUCAUAAAUUAGUUAAAACACAAAAUUUUGCGGGAGGGGAAGAGGACAGGCCAAUCGUUAAUUUUUCUGAAUGUUUAAAAAACAUUGAAAAAUAUGUUGGUAGGAUUAAAAAUAAACCUAUAGGUUUAAAAGAUCAUGAAAUUUACGCUUUCUCCUAUUAUUUUGACCGUGCCACGGAGGUUGCUCUAGUUGAUCCCUUUGCUGGAGGAAUUAUUCCAGUGAGUGCGUUUUUGAAGCAAGCAAGGGAAGCCUGUGAUUAUCCAAAUACCGAUCAACCUUUUAUUUGCCUUGAUUUAACAUUUAUUUAUAUUCUCCUGCGUGAUGGAUUUGGAUUGGAACCUACUACAAAACUUUAUCUUUACAAGAAAAUCAACGGACAUGAGUUAAGCUGGGCUCUUGGUGCUGCCUUUAAUAUAAUUCAAAAUGGUCUUUAACGCACCUGAAACCUAGAUAAAGGAAUUACAAAUAUUUUUGCACAAAAUUAAAAAAUUAGGACGUAUUAAUUGUUAUACAAUUAUUUAAUUGAUCAUGUGAUUUAGGUAGAAACUCGUUUACUGAUUUCAUUUCACAUUCAAUUGCUUAUUGUAUAUCUAAUAAGGUAAUAGUAUUCUAUAGAACAAAUUUUAUGAUUACUUUAGGCAUCGUGUUCUAACCAAUUGAAAUAUUAAUGAAAACGAGUGUGUUAAAUUUUAAUAUCAGACGUGUACAUACAAGACAUGUACAUAAUUUCUAGGGACAUACUUGUUAACUUAUUUGUUUUAGUAUUUUUGAAUACAAUUAAUCUUGUACAAUGCAAAGUACUUUCCUGUAUUAAGAAUAUGU